Messenger RNA from Seriola aureovittata, 1396 nucleotides. RefSeq lists its product as uncharacterized. Gene Ontology annotation, cellular component: membrane. NCBI's taxonomy places the organism in Eukaryota, Metazoa, Chordata, Actinopteri, Carangiformes, Carangidae. Bases 344 to 985 code for a protein of 213 amino acids. The record is from RefSeq and is a predicted model, not a curated record. The transcript has 7 exons.
AUGAAGUUAGGACAGAAAAUAUAAUCUAAACCAGUCUCUGAAAUGAAACCAGCCCUCUGAUACUACAGUAAGCUUUGCCAAGCUGAUAAGCUCUUUUGUCAUGACCAGUCAUCUCCCUGAACUGCUUUCUCAAGAGUGAACUUUAACCAUUCACUGUCAACUAACUCAACUGAACUUUGACUCUCUGAGUUUACUGUAUUACACUGAAGAGUUUGAGUAGCAGUGAGGAAAAACUGUCUGUUUAAAUCUGUUUAAAUGUUUCUUAUUUUAGUUAGAUGACAUUUCCAGCUCGUAUGAGGCCGUGUGGAUAAAUGAGUAAAAAGCCUUACAACAUUUGGGGAAGAUGACACAGAACAUGUUUCAGGAGGGGCUGUACCAUGUGUUUUUUAAGGAGACACCUUCAACCCGCCCACAGAACCAGGUUACCAAUCAUGAGGAGCUGGACAAUGUCAGGAUUCAUCGUUGGUUUGGGACUGUGGUUAACAUCAGACUUUUAGUUGCUGGGGUGGUUCAAGUCAUCAGUGCUUUAGCUUGUAUACUAAGCACAGUCACCCAUGCAUGUGUGAGCUACAACUGCUCCAUCUCCAUGACAACACCAGUAUGGUCAAGCCUAUUUUAUGUUGCUGCUGGGUGUCUGGCAAUAGAGGUUCAGAGGAAAGCUAAUAAAUUAAAGAUCAUCAUCCUGAUGGGCCUGAACCUCUUUAGUCUACUGUUUGGAUUCUCUGCUCUCCUGGCCAACAGUCUCAAAGCUGCAGAACCUGCUGCACUCAGCACAAAGCAACAGCGUGCUGGCUCAUAUGUUGCGAGGGGAAGCUCCAUAGCAUUCUCUGUACAGUGUUUUCUGGCAUCAAUCUACAUACUUUUCCUGUCCUGGAGAGGCCUGCGUCGCUACAGUCCUCCCCAUACUCAGACCUACAGCCGCCUCUCACAGGAUCCAGAUGAAACCAACGGACCUCUACUGGAACAAGUGGAGUAUAAUCUGUGAAACUCAAACAUCUAAAAUAUCUUCUUUUCUUUUAGAUUUACUGUACAUGUGUAAGUUUUUCUGAAAAAUCCACUUGCUCACUGGGACAGGGAUAUUCACACUGCUGUAGACACACUCCUGCUUGCACAGCUUUUGUAAAAGUAGUUACUGUUGUUGACCGGGGACUGUAUGAAUUUUUUGUGCACUUUUGAGUUAAUAAUGUUUAAAAUGUGAUGAAAUUGUAGUAUGCUGCCUGACUGAUUACUGGGAUUCUCAAUAAGUUGAAAUUUACUUACCAAAACGAUGAAGAAUUGCAUCAACAAAUUCAAAAGCUAAAGAAAUAAACUGCGUGUUAAACAGCCAACGGUGUACAUCAAGAACCACAAUGACUUAUUAAACUGCAAUUUGCUAAUAAAGUUUACAUGCUUAACA